AUGUCUACUGUCACCGGAUUGUAUUCUAAGCCUUAUGGGAAUGUCGAUGAUUGGAGGACGAAUCCGAGAAUUCUCCCGGUGGCCGGUAUGUGUUUGUAUGGGCCCAGUUUCGUCGAGAUGAUGAUGCAAAGGAAUCGAGUUGCAUCGCCCACGCGAUUCUCCCCUCUGCUGCUUCAGACCUUAUUCAAAAAGCCACUGCUUCCCCAAACAAAAAUGCAGGAUGAACCCGAAGAUCUGAGCCUUCCUGAAUCCGAGCGGAAGUUCCGAGCAGACUUCUGGAAUUUUAUCGAACGAAAAAAGAGGACUGGAGAAAUAGUGCUGGCAUGUUCGGCUUGUCUGAUCGUCUUCUCCGAUCCGCUCCUCUACCGUAUGCACGUCAGCACACACGCACUCGGCCGAUCCUUUCAAUGUGUCGCUUGCGGUACCGUAUGCUCGGACCGCGUCGCCUUCCAACAACAUCUGGUCAUCUCUCGACACGGCUGA
Messenger RNA from Necator americanus (New World hookworm), 483 nucleotides. RefSeq lists its product as uncharacterized. Bases 1 to 483 code for a protein of 160 amino acids. The record is from RefSeq and is a predicted model, not a curated record. Lineage: Eukaryota; Metazoa; Nematoda; Chromadorea; Rhabditida; Ancylostomatidae. The transcript is spliced from 5 exons.